This is a messenger RNA of Rosa rugosa (rugosa rose), 1710 nucleotides long. Its product is annotated as putative pectinesterase/pectinesterase inhibitor 28. Bases 1 to 1710 code for a protein of 569 amino acids. NCBI's taxonomy places the organism in Eukaryota, Viridiplantae, Streptophyta, Magnoliopsida, Rosales, Rosaceae. Gene Ontology annotation, biological process: cell wall modification. The record is from RefSeq and is a predicted model, not a curated record. Gene Ontology annotation, molecular function: pectinesterase inhibitor activity; pectinesterase activity. The transcript has 2 exons.
AUGAGCGGAAAUGACCGUCACGACAAGAAGAAGAAGUUCGCCAUCAUCGGCUUGUCGGCAUUGAUCCUGGUAGCCAUGGUGGUUGCUGUGGUUGUUGGAGUCACCAGAAGCCAAAAAGACGUAAAGGACGAGAAGAAACCAGCCACAACAUCUAAGGCAAUUGAAGCUGUCUGCCAACCAACAGACUACAAGGAAACCUGCCAGAAUAGCCUCUCUGCAAAAGCCGGCAAUGUUACUGACCCAAAAGAGCUCAUCAAGCUUGGGUUCCAGAUCACCAUGGACAAAAUCCAAGAGGUGAUCAACAAUUCCUCCACCUUGAAAGAUCUCGCCAAAGAUCCGAUGGCCAACCAGGCCCUUGAGAACUGCAAAGAGCUCUUAACGUACUCCAUCGAUGAUUUGAAGAAGUCGUUCGAGAAGAUCGGCCCCUUUGAAGUCAGGAAGCUCAAAGAGUAUGUCGAAGACCUCAAGAUCUGGCUCAGUGCCUCCAUCAGCUACGAACAGACUUGCUUGGAUGGGUUCCAGAACACCACCGGUGACGCCGGGACCAAAAUGCAGGACUUUUUGAAGCAAUCACAAGAACUCACCAAGAAUGGACUUGCCAUGGUCACUGAAAUUAGCAACCUCUUUGGAAACAGCAACCUUAAAACCCAACGUCGUCUCUUGGCUGAGGCUCCUAUUGACCCAAAAAAGGCGCCUAAGAUCAUCCCCUCAUGGAUCGACGGACGCAAGCUUGACCUUACCACUGCCAAUCCCAGCUCCCUUAAACCCGAUGUCGUAGUCGCCAUGGACAGAAGCGGAAAGUACAAGACCAUCAAUGAGGCUCUCAAGGAUAUUCCCAAGGACAACGGUCAGAAGACGUUUGUGAUCUACAUCAAGGAGGGUGUGUACAACGAGAAUGUGUUGCUUGACAAGCACAUGACCAAUGUCAUGUUCAUUGGUGAUGGCCCUACUAAGACUAAGAUCACGGGUAACAAGAACUAUGCCAAUGGUAUCCAAACAUUCAAAACCGCCACUGUCGCUGUGAUAGGAGACUACUUCAUUGCUAAGGACGUAGGAUUUGAGAAUACAGCCGGACCCAAAGGACACCAAGCUGUGGCAUUGCGUGUUCAAUCUGACCUGUCCAUCUUCUAUAACUGCCGGAUAGACGGUUACCAAGACACUCUCUACACCCAAACCCACAGGCAGUUCUACCGCGACUGCACCAUCACUGGAACCAUCGACUUCAUCUUUGGUGACGCAGCCGUCGUGUUCCAGAACUGCAAGUUGAUCAUCAGGAAGCCCGACCCAAAUCAAGACAUCAUGGUCACCGCCCAAGGAAGGAGCGACAAGCGCCAGCCUACUGCCAUUGUCCUCCAAAACUGCACCAUCAGCGGCGAGAAGGACUACAUUGAAGACAAGAACACCAAAAUGGCCUACUUGGGCAGGCCAUGGAACACCUACUCCAGGACCAUCGUGAUGCAGUCCCAAAUCGAUGAUGUGAUCAACCCCCUGGGUUGGAUGGAGUGGACCGGUAAGAUCAAUCACCAAACAUGCUGGUUCGGUGAGUACUCAAACAGGGGACCUGGUGCGGCCACUAACAAGAGGGUGAAUUGGUACAAGUUGGCCACCCCUGAACAAGCCGGUGAAUUCGCCCCUGGUAGAAUUCUUUUUGGUGAUAGGUGGAUCAAGCCUAGCGGUGUCCCUUAUGAGGCUGGAAUGAUGCGUAUCUAA